Molecule: messenger RNA, 2908 nt
Organism: Erinaceus europaeus (western European hedgehog)
Lineage: Eukaryota; Metazoa; Chordata; Mammalia; Eulipotyphla; Erinaceidae
Gene: SLC17A5
Product: solute carrier family 17 member 5
Exons: 11
Coding region: 220-1689 (489 amino acids)
Biological process (GO): monoatomic anion transport; transmembrane transport
Molecular function (GO): transmembrane transporter activity
Source: RefSeq, a predicted model, not a curated record
GGCGGCGGAGGCGGAAUCGGCGCGGCGGCCUCGGGGCGGGACGGGGCGGGGCCGCCAGGACCAGACGUGGCCGAAAGGCGGCGCCAAGGCCCGGGUAGGGGGGAGAUGAUCGAGCCGCAGCCCCAGCCGUAGCCCCAGCCGUAGCCCCGCCGCGCCAGCUGUGCGGGGAGUUUUCUGAGCCCCCCCGCUAGGUUGCACCGCGACCCCCUCGGAGGCGUCAUGAGGUCCCCGAGCGACGGCGAGGAGGGCGCGGACAGCACGCCGCUCCUGCGGGGCGCCCCGCGGCCGGAAGCCGCUCCAGUGUGCUGUUCCGCUCGGUACAACUUAGCCGUGUUGGCCUUCUUUGGUUUCUUUGUCUUAUAUGCAUUACGUGUGAAUUUAAGUGUCGCCUUAGUGGACAUGGUAGACUCAAAUAUAACUUCAGCAGGUAAUAUGACUUCCAAAGAGUGUGCAGAUCAUUCUGCUACCAUAACAGUUCUUCGGAGACACAUGGGUAAAAGGUACCAGUGGGAUGCAGAAACUCAAGGAUGGAUUCUUGGUUCUUUCUUUUAUGGCUACAUCAUCACACAGAUUCCUGGAGGAUACCUUGCCAGCAAAGUGGGGGGAAAACUGCUGCUGGGAUUUGGGAUACUUGGCACCUCUGUCUUGACGUUGUUCACUCCCAUUGCUGCGGAUCUGGGAGUUAUAGCUCUCGUUGUCCUCAGAGCGCUAGAAGGACUAGGAGAGGGUGUCACAUUCCCUGCCAUGCAUGCCAUGUGGUCCUCUUGGGCUCCGCCUCUUGAAAGAAGCAAGCUGCUUAGCAUCUCAUACGCAGGAGCACAACUUGGGACAGUAAUUUCUCUUCCUCUUUCUGGGAUAAUUUGCUUCUAUUUGAAUUGGACUUUUGUCUUCUACCUUUUUGGUAUAGUUGGAAUCAUUUGGUAUAUUUUAUGGAUCUGGUUAGUUAGUGAAACACCAGAAAGUCACAAGAAAAUCUCCCAAUAUGAAAAAGAAUACAUUCUUUCAUCAUUAAGAAACCAGCUUUCUUCACAGAAAUCAGUGCCAUGGAUACCCAUGGUAAAAUCACUGCCACUCUGGGCUAUUGUAGUUGCACAUUUCUCUUACAACUGGACUUUUUAUACUUUGUUAACUUUAUUACCUACUUAUAUGAAGGAGAUCUUAAGGUUCAAUGUUCAAGAGAAUGGGUUUUUAUCUGCUGUGCCUUAUUUUGGCUGUUGGAUAUGUAUGAUUCUGUCUGGCCAAGCUGCUGACACUUUAAGGGCAAAAUGGAAUUUUUCAACUAUAUGUGUUCGAAGAACUUUUAGCCUUAUAGGAAUGAUCGGCCCUGCAGUGUUUCUCAUAGCUGCUGGAUAUAUAGGCUGUGAUUACUCACUGGCCGUUGCUUUCUUAACCAUAUCAACAACACUGGGAGGCUUUUGCUCCUCUGGGUUCAGCAUCAACCAUCUGGAUAUUGCACCUUCGUAUGCUGGCAUCCUCCUGGGCAUCACAAACACAUUUGCCACUAUUCCUGGAAUGGUUGGGCCCGUCAUUGCUAAAAGUCUGACCCCUCAUGACACUAUUGGGGAAUGGCAAACUGUUUUCUAUAUCGCUGCUGCUAUUAACAUAUUUGGUGCCAUUUUCUUCACAAUGUUCGCCAAAGGUGAAGUGCAGAACUGGGCUCUCAGUGAUCACCAUGGACACAGAAACUGAAGGAACCAAGAAAUAACCCCGUCUCUAUUAAUGUACUUUUAUCAUGUAGCCUAAAAGUGCCUUUGAUAUUUAAUGUGUAAGCGUUCAGUAUACAAGAAAAAAUUUAUGCUUGUAUUGAACUGUUAAGGCUUGAAAUCAUGAAAUGUCACUCGUUGCCAGAUUAAAAAUGAAUUAGCUUUUUUUAGUAAUUAAUAAAACAUGUAUGCUGGAACAUAUAUACCUUAGGGUCCCAUACCUAGCUCCAAGCCAGGCAAUAUGAUGCAGGUGGGUUUCUGUUUACUUCUAAAGGACAUUCUUAAAGGAAUGAGCGGAAGUGAACACUUCGGGACCUCUGCUUAAUUGAACUUAAUAGAUCCAAAGUCCUCAGGUCUUCUUAGUCAGCCUCGCCUUUGCCCACUUCCUAAAAGCAAUGUCGCACGCAUCUCAGACCUGAACGUCUCCAUGGAGCUGCCAGCCACUGUCUGACUGGGCCUGACAGCUGCACUGAGGGAAGCUCGCCCAAACAGCUGCCCAGCAGCCCCUCCUUGGCUCUGGGGAUGGCGCCCAGCAUGUACCAGAGGCAGCAUCCAAACCCAGGGCAUUGCCAGGGGCCUGGGGAACUGUCAGUGUGUAGAUAAGCCCUGAGCAGCAGGAACAGUGAGAACCCCACAGCCUCUCCCUUCCCCGCAUGCUGGGAAUCAAGCACAGCUGGUUGGCUUGGAAGCUUCCAGAGAAAAGAGGGGUGCCCCCGUUAAGUCACAAACACCAUCCUCCUCGACACAAGCUACCCACCUUCACAUGAAUCAGAGAGCGAAUUUCCAAGUUCUGUGUUUGAUGAGCUACACCAGAAUGGAAAUAAUAGGCCUUGUUGUCAUCUGCCUACAUACUAAGCCUCUGGUGGCUGUUUAAAGCUAGAGUGACUUAACCCGGCCACGUCGCUGAGAUCAAUGAUGUCAUAAUCAUUACUCCUGGUCCCUGAAAUCAUCUUUUUUUCAGUCUUCUUCUUGGGUCGUCUUCCAAUGGUUUGGGGACAUGCUUUGAGGACAUUUAUGUGGUGUAAAGUCCGGUUCCUGUUUUGUUGUGUUUGUUCAACACUACCUGUAACACACUCACAAACGAUUCCAUGUAAUACAAUGUGAAUACACUUCUGUCAAUCGAUUUUUAAAUGUGUAAAUAGCUUUUUUCAGUUGCUCUGGUGAUAUUUCUUUUGUGAAUCAUCCCAAUAAACCUUUUGAAUUGA